GGUUCAGUACGCCAGCGACCGUGCUCCCGUACAGUUUGGUGUUGGUGGUGUGUGGUCAGGAUCGGGUUUUUGCGGUUAACGAUCGCCACCGUCCGGCGGGCGGUUUUGUGUGUUUGCAUUUUAUUGUUUUGCAGUUUCAUUCGCGCGCGCGAGCGCUCCCGCGCAUCACCGAUUCGUACAACAGCAGUUAAAUCGUUCCUUGUAGUGCACGCGUUCGCACUCCGUAAUUGCAAACCCGCGUUCAUAUCGACAGAUAGACAGAUAGUGUUUCAAUUAACUAAUAAAAAAAGCCCACCGUGUGUCGUAACCAGGUUCGUCGCUCGUCCACUUCGUCCUGUUCUUUUGCACCGGGGCGCGUGUGUGCCAGUGUGCGCAUGUUAUGCGAUCGCACUGUGCACAUCCUUCCCACCCGCGUGGUGCAUCAGUAGUGUUUUCGGUUCGGUUCGGUUGGUGAAUUGCGGGCGACACCGAUGCGGCCCCGUUCGUAACGGUAAGGUGCAGCUGAUCUGCAUCAGCUGUAGCGAAUCGUGUGGAGUGUCUAGUGUCCGCGUGUGUGUGUGUGUGUGUGUCUGUGGAUGUACCUGCACUGUUUGAGUGGUUUGAAAGUUGCAUUUCCAGAGUGAUUCAACUGAUACGAUAACGACACUUUCACUCUUCCUACACACAUACAACCCGUGCAUAUAUAACAUGUGCCAGUGGAAAACGAAUCGCUUUGAUGCAGGUAACUUGAAAAGUGAAUAAAAACGAGAAGAGGAAGAGCAAGAAGAAGAAGAAGCAAACACAUUCACUUGCACAGCAUCACCCCACUGCACACGUAACCCAGCCGUGUGUGCUCCAGUUCCGGUUCUAGUGCGGUAAUGAUACGCCGCGCCGUUCUAAGCAAAAUGAACGCAAGACAUCAACGAUGGCUGAGGCAACGAACGCUGCUGCCACUGUUCAUGGUCACAGCAAUGUGCAUCAUCGGAUUAGAGGGCACGAUGAUAAGACCCGGCCAACCGUCAGCAGGACCAUCAACUCACCUCACAGCCGACGGCGUUGGUCCUUUGUCCAACAGCAGCAGCAGCAGCUCAUCAGCGGCAACUGAAAGGCACCGGAGGCUGAUCCCUUACAUGCAGUACUACGUAACGUCCACUGCCGGACCACCGCCGCCGUCCGGGGACGGUGGGGCGCCCGAUACCGGCGACUAUCAGCCGUCGUUCAACCCGCUCUAUAAUUAUAGGCCGAUCAACGUUCCUGUCAGACAGGAGCCGGCCCCGGGGGCUGACAUUCGAGCGGCCUACUACACCGCGCAGAAGCACGCGAAACCACAGCAACAACCACAGCAACAGUCGUACCGGACGCAGGAGGAACCGUACGAGCUGCCCCGCUCGCCGGUCGUAGUGCACCGCAAACCGUACUACGGCACGGCGCCGGCCAAGUUGAUUUCAUCCACCGGGCUUAAGUCACUCCCGGCUUCGUCCUCUUCGUCCUCCUCCUCCUCCUCCUCCUCCUCUGCCAGCAUCAAUCCGUUCACGUACGAGUACAAUCACCGGCAUCAUCCGCAGGGCGUGAAGGUGGUGUCCGUUGGGGGUGGAUCGGCUGGUGCGCCAACGUCGUACGCGGUGCUCAGCACGGGCGAUCACACCGGUGGUGACCUAUACGAGCGGCCCAAGUAUGCGGUAAUUCCACGGGAACGUGACCAGUACGAGCAGGUGGUAGUGCCGCAGCGCUUUGCCGUCCUGCCAGCGAAAGUGUACGGGCUGGAGGAGGGGGCCGAUGACUUACCCGCCGGGGGUAAAUACUUCCUACCGGCCGGACCCGGAGAACGCAGCAAACCUUCGGCACUGUACCAGUCAGUGCCGGUAGCGUACAAGAAGAAGAUUAUUAAUCCUUUCCUUCCAUCGAACACCAUUCCGGGACCGUUCACACCGAUGACUGGCGGAAGUAGUGGCAGCAGCAGCAGCAGCAGUAGUAGUAGUAGUAGUAGUGGUAGUGUGACAAACACAUUCAGCACCCAGCAUCAGCAGGAAGGUACGCGCGGCGGUUCCCAAACGUCAUACAUCAAAAGCGCUGUCACCGAGCAGCCGUCAGUGGCCGUCUACUCGUCGUACGAUCAUGGCGCUCCGGUGCAGGAUCAUCGUGGCCAUGGAGAUCCCUCGGUGUCGUCCCCGUAUGUGGUGGUGAAAACUGUUCCCAAGUUUUACUACGAAAAGCCAAGGAUUACCGGCCCAACGCCUGCACCAUCGCCCUACCCGGUGUACUACAAGGAGAAGCCCAGCGAAGGACGUAAACAACACUCCAAUCACAGUGGUUACACAAGGCCACGGAUACCCGGAGUGGUCCCGGUCAGGCUGACGAUUGAUCCCAACAAUCACGUCACCGAUGGUCAGUCAGAGCAGCACCACUCACACCAAUACUACAAAAUCGGCCAGCAACUGUACAAGGUGCAGCAGGAGCAUGGCGUCACUCCGACGAAACUUCAAACGGUUUCACCACCUCCUCGCCAACAUCUUACCGAAACGAUCCUGACGCAGCACGCGACCCCACAAAAGCCAGCGGAAGUCGCUGGAAAGAGUCCACCCACCGGUCAGUACUACCUCACGCCAAACUACAAAGUGUACAAGGUGCCAGCCAAACAUCAACACACCCUACCGGAACAUCCGGCCUACCAGUAUGCGCAUCCCCAACCCGUCGCUGUCUACUCCAGUACCACUCCACGCCCGGUAAGCUAUUCCAGCGUUUCACCCAGCACCACGCCAGCCCCGGUACAUGAAACUCCAUCCUACCCGGUGUACCGUCCAUCGGUGAAGCCCCUCCGCCACAAUCGCACCGAGUACGCCAACCGGCAACGCUUCUACCCACAAUCGAUGCGUCAUCCAAGCCAGCACAAACCACGUCCGAUCCCGCUAGCUCCGGCACCGGUAGACCACGAACAAGCGCUCGGGUUCCCUGCAGCCCCGGCACCCGGUUCUUCCCUGGCGGAUCUACUCAAAAACCUGCAGGACAAUAAUCUGCUGCCGAAAACGCUCACCCCGGACAAUAUUGACAACUCGAUCCGUACGCUCGUGAAGAUACUGAACAACCUGAAAGCGAACGGACAUCCCCAGCGACCCCCCGUGGUAGAGCGGCCAGAGACCCCAAGAGAGCCGACGACGUACGAGCGAACGAACUACACAACGGUCGAGCCGGAAUCGUACGUGGACACGGACAAGUACCGAGCGGGGCCACCGAUGCUCAUCAACAAGAUUGUAACGCCCGGACCGAACACUGGCCGACCGGGCAUUGACUAUCCCGCGCUGGCCGAGAUCCCCGAGACGAGCUUCUCGUGCAAGGAGCAGCGGUACAAGGGCUUCUUCGGCGAUCCCGAAACGAACUGUCAGGUGUGGCACUACUGCGACCUGAACGGUGGUAAAGCUUCCUUCCUCUGCCCGAACGGGACCAUCUUCAGUCAGGUGGCACUGACCUGCGACUGGUGGUUCAACGUGAAAUGCUCCACCACGGCGCAGCUGUACGUGCUGAACGAGCGGCUGUACAAGUACAUCCUGCCCUUCACGCCCAAGUUCCCGGAAGAUUACAGUGGACCACUCGUUGAUAAAUAUCUUGCCCUCAAGUUCCAGGAAAUGGAGGAAAAGAUGAAGCAGCAACGAGCCAAGGGUGCCAAGCAAGGAUCUAUUGAGAUCCCGAACGCAGUCCCGGAGAACGAUGAAGUUAACGGUAACACGCUAGAGGACAACGACGAACGAUACAACCAAAAUCAACCCUACCCGAUCCGGUACGCCACCACGGAAGCAGUGCCGGAGCGUGCCACAGCAACUUCGGUCCGUCCAUCGGCUCCAUCCCCCUCCUCCUCCUCCGUUCCGAUCACACUCGAAGACAUCGAUGCGGAACUGCACCGUGGUAGUAACGGUGGUGGAAUGGUGGAGUCAUCCAGUCCCUCCUCCGGCAGCAGUACAAUGGGACCUGCUUCCCCCAUGAUGGACGUAUCGGAGGAAGAGCAGCAAGAAGACGAACGGCGAUCACCGUCUGCCUACAGAACGUCCUCCGUCCCUACGACAACCACACUGAUCAUCGCGACCGAGGAACCACCGAUCGAUCCGUUCCGGCCGGAGGAGAUGAUGAUGAUGAUGCACCCCGAAGGACGGCAAGAGGACGAUGAUGAGGAGGACGAGUAUGCGAAUGUGGUGGUCAAUGCGGAGCACCGGUCACCGUCACCACAGCACAGCAACAGCCUGCCGACGGCGGCCCCAAUACUGAGCAAGAUCCGGCGGAUCGAGGUGAAAAACGACGGCACCAGUGGACAUUUGAUAAGGAAUCCAAACUACGAUCGGCGAAGGAAAAAGUAGAGUGUAAGUGAUUUGUACGAUCCAAUACUCAGUACGACAAAACUCAAUAAACUUAUUUGUACAAU
This is a messenger RNA of Anopheles merus, 4387 nucleotides long. RefSeq lists its product as uncharacterized. The record is from RefSeq and is a predicted model, not a curated record. Gene Ontology annotation, cellular component: extracellular region. Gene Ontology annotation, molecular function: chitin binding. Lineage: Eukaryota; Metazoa; Arthropoda; Insecta; Diptera; Culicidae. The transcript has 7 exons. The coding region runs from base 858 to 4322 and encodes 1154 amino acids.